Molecule: messenger RNA, 1189 nt
Organism: Polyodon spathula (Mississippi paddlefish)
Lineage: Eukaryota; Metazoa; Chordata; Actinopteri; Acipenseriformes; Polyodontidae
Product: peptidase inhibitor 16-like
Exons: 5
Coding region: 132-950 (272 amino acids)
Cellular component (GO): extracellular region
Source: RefSeq, a predicted model, not a curated record
CAGUGUGCUGGUGUGCUCUAAGACAGCAGCAGAGGCAGCAGCCACAGCAGCUAGAGCGUUCCUCCAGGAGCUGGGUGUUCCCACUUUAUAACAGGCUGCCUGCCUCUCAGCGGUGUUAGUGGACAGGCAGAAUGCAGAGUGGAGAGCUGGUCUGGGGGCUGCUGCUCACCCUGCUCUGGGGAGAACAGUGCUGGGGUCUCACAGAGGAAGAGAAAAGCAGCAUUGUCCUCCAGCACAACACCCUGCGCUCUCAGGUCAGCCCCAGCGCCACCAACAUGCAGCUCAUGAAAUGGGACUCUGCGCUGGAGGCGAUGGCUGCUCAGUACGCCACCGCCUGCAUAUGGGACCACAACCCUGAGAGGGGGGAGAUGGGGGAGAACCUGUUCCUGACCAGCGGGCAGCUGAACGGGACUCACGUGGUGCAGAACUGGUACAACGAGCACCUGGACUAUACCUUCCACACAGGCAGCUGCACGCCUGGGAAGAUGUGUGGCCACUACACCCAGGUGGUCUGGGCAAACAGCAACAGAGUUGGGUGUGGAGAACACUUCUGUGAGACAGUGGAGGGGAUAGAGCAGCCGAGACUCACAAUGCUGGUGUGCAAUUACUACCCCAAAGGCAAUAACCGGGGUAUGAAACCGUACGUGUCGGGACCCUCCUGUUCAAGAUGCCCCCCAGACCACAUCUGCGUUGAGAAGCUCUGUGAUGAUGGGCAGCCAUCCACAACUGUGCUGUACGACACAGAUCACACAGACGCUGAUUUGGGGACGAGCCCCAGCUCCGCUUCAGGGACCCCUACCUACAGCGACGAGGAGAUCGACAGCGAGGAGGCAGAGGUGGAUCAUGUAGACUCUUCGGAAGAGAGGCCCGGAGCAGGGCGGGGCACUGUGAACCAGUCGUGUGCAAAAGGGAUCCUGGCUGUAAUCCUACUCACUGUGUGCAUGCUGUAAAUUGUAGGGUACGGACUCUCCCCCAUCUCCUUUAACCUCAAUCAGCCCUCCAUUAGCACUGUUGAUGAUGGCUUUACAACAGACCUCCGUCAGACCUCUGCUGUUGUUCUGCAGCUAUGAUGAACAUCUUCUAACAGAACUGGAAAGGUGUGCAUGCCGCUAUUGGGUUAACAGUAAUACAUUGCAGAGCAAUUGUAUAUUUCUUUGUAUAUAUGAAUAAAGAGGAAGUAUGACAACGA